UCCACAGUGGUCGCACGCGGUAGGUUUCCUGAAGGAAAUACGAGCGGACGCACGAGGCAGCUGGAGUGGAUUAAGAACAAUAUUCCAGGGAGACGCGCGUGCCUUUACGCAUCAGAGUGGAGUAAAUCCAUUCAACUAGCCCACAUAGGCAUAUUAUUAUUAUUAUUAUUGUUGUUGUUGUUAUUAAUAUUAUUAAUGUGAGGGGAGAAGAGGAGAGCCGUCGCGUUUCUCCUUGUGACGUCCAAACUACACCGUCAUCACAGACCACCGGGGAAAGUUGGAGUAACGCGGUGAGAGGGAGCACCUGGAUGUUUAACGCGUAAGAACGAGCUAAACAACAGGAAGGAAAGUGUUUAUUUCGCCGUUCAUGGACCGACUUCUCCGGAUAAACCGUGGAUACUCCGACACGCGCUGCUUCACCGGAAUAUGCGGUCCGUGACGGACUCUGCGAACACUUCUCCCUCUGCCCUGCUUUGAGUGCACCAAGAAGGGUCCAGGCUCCCCGUUAAAACUGUCCAGGGGUAUUUGCUCGCUCCACCAUGUCGGCGGCAGUGUUGCCGGUUUUCAGUGAAAGAGAGAGAGAGUGAGUGAGUGAGAGACACCGGGGGAGGGAGAGAGACGGGGCUGAACCGGACCGGACAGCGCGAGAGACCGAGCCUGUAUUUCGUCUUCAUGACUUGUGGGAUUACUGCUGGACGCGAAAUGAUCCUAAUUAAUAUCAUCACUUUGGUUUUUGUGUUGGAUGUGUGUGUGUGUGAUUCAGAGCUGGGCCCCCCCGGGUGGAGGGAACCUCUGGACUGCGUCCGAGCGUCAGAACUGUGCAACCAGAACAGCCAGUGCAGCUCACGUUACCGGAUCAUGCGCCAGUGCCUCUCUGGUGGGGACAAGGAGCGCAGCGCCAUGCUGGCCUCCAAGGAGUGCCAGGGGGCGCUGGAGGUGCUGCAGGACUCGCCGCUGUACGACUGCCGCUGCAAGAGAGGCAUGAAGAAAGAGCUGCAGUGUCUGCAGAACUACUGGAGCAUCCACAUGGGUCUGACUGAGGGAGAGGAGUUUUACGAGACGUCUCCCUACGAGCCGAUCCAUUUCUCAGAGGAAUUCCGACAUGCCUCCAUCAUCUCAGAUUCGUCUUUGUCAAAGGGGAGCCCCUGCUCUGAAGCGGGGAAACCCUGUAACCCCUGUCUGGACGCAGCGAAGGCCUGUAACCUCAACGAGACGUGUAAACGCCUACGAUCUGCCUACAACUCCAUCUGCAGCAAGGCCACGCCCCCUCAGCCCUCUCUGGCCAAUCAGGAGCCGUGCAGCCGGAAAAGAUGUCAGAAGGCCCUGCGUCAGUUCUUCGAGCGGGUAUCAUGGGAGUUGAGUUACCCUCUGCUGUUCUGCUCGUGCCCGGACCAGGCGUGUGCCGAGCGCCGCCGCCGCACCAUCGUUCCCUCCUGCUCCCACCAGGAGAGGCACAAACCCACCUGCCUGGAGCUCAGACGCACCUGCCGCUCCGACGCUCUCUGCAGGUCUCGGCUCGCUGAUUUCCACAUGAACUGCCAAAUGACAUCUCACACUGCCACCAGCUGCCCCCAUGAUAACUACCACGGCUGCCUCGUGUCCUACGUCGGCCUCAUUGGCUCAGAUGUAACGCCGAACUACAGCGACAGCAGUCCUUCCAACAUCACCAUCAGCCUGUGGUGCACCUGCAGGGGCACCGGCAAUCAGGAGCCAGAGUGUGACGCUUUCCACCGGGACUUCACACACAACACUUGCCUCAGAAAUGCCAUCCAGUCGUUUGGUUACGGCUCAGAAGGAGGGACUCUUCUUGUAACCGAGCCAUCGUCCACCUUCUUGCCCCCACCUCAGCCGCCAGUCAUCUCUAAACCCGCUCCCUCUCUACACGGCAACGCAAUCAAGCCCAUGGACAGUGCUUGUAUGUUUUCCACUUGUGCCAACCUGCAGGAUGGAGGCCAAAAGUGCAUCCCCUCUGAUGAGUUUGAGUGCGAGGAGGCUCUGUUGGCCCAGGGGUCAAUGGACUCUCAGGACUCUGCAGGGCCCAAGAGCAGCAGCCGGCAAUCAGCUCCACUCCUCUGCCACAUCUCUGUGACUGUGUGUGUGUCCGUCCUGCCAACGUUUCUACUCUUCGUCUCAUAAAUACGAACUCGCACAUACACACCGCACAAACACCCACAAGCUUAACAUUCACACACACACACACACACACACACACUCCCAUAAUUGGCAAGACCCAGAGAAAGUCACGUGACUCGGCGCCCUUCACUGUAUGAGAAAAUGUCAACAAACAGACAUCCAAACAUCAACAACGGUCUUUUGAGGAGGAAAAGUGUUCAGGAGGACUUUUCAGAUUAGCCGUCUCUCUCCACCACACACACACACACACACACACACACACACAUCGAUGAUAAAGAAGAAGAAACUGGACUGUGUUUAUUGAGGACGAGAAACAACAAAGGCAGAGACGGAGAGACUCUUGGGAUUUUGGAUCACAGUGACUUCAUUUCCAGUGCUCCGUGUCUGCAGGGUUUGUGUGCUUUUUGUGGAGCCCGGCUCUGACUCAUUCCCUCCAGCUUUUUUGGAUCUGAGACAGCUGGGCUGAAAACACACACACACACACACACACACACACACAAUCGGACAGCAAGUCUUAAAAUCUGCAGCGUGAGAGAGAGAGAGAGAGAGAGAGACGACGACUGGCUUUCUGGGCUGGACAGAUGGUACAGAUCCUUCCACGGUGUUUGUCAGCUCAAUUUAUCACUCCCCUGGACCUCUCUAGUGGCAAGAAAUCUAUACUGCAUACAUACAAAGCACAAACACACACAUACAUGUACACGCGCAUGCACACACACACACACACACAGUGUCGCCCUCCCCUUAGACCUCGUUAGCGGGCAAACAGGGUCCCCACACGGACACAAACACUCAUGCUGUACACCAGUGUGCUUUUCGCGGGUCUUUAUCUCAAUUUUGUGUCGACAUUCUGUACAAACUUCAUUUACUGUGGAAUAUGAAAAAAGUCCAUCCAGCGGAGUCUCAAUGGAAGAGUGUAUAUUUCACAUACUGUCAGUGUAUAGCUGUGUGAGCACAAAGUGUGUGUGUGUGUGUCUUUCUUUACGUGAGUGUGUUUGUUGGGGAGUGUGUGUGUUUCUGCGUGGGCUGUGUGUGUGGAUGCUCAGUGUGUAUGUGAGCAAAGAGAGGCUGUAAGGGUUCAAAUCUUAUACGCAACUGAAAACUUGUACCACUGCUGAAUACUUGAUGUUGACAUUUAAAUACCACUGAAUUGAUGGCUUUGAAAUAUUCACUUUGAGGAUUUUUAAGCAGUGAACAUUCAAAAACUGCAGUUUAACUUGUAGGUUAAAUGUCUCACUCGUGGAAGUAUUAUUUUAUAUGAUUUACAAGCUAUAACAGCAGAAAUUCAGAGAGCUAGAUUGUUUGUAAUUCGACUUGAGUCAGUGUCAGUUGAUCUUUAUCACUAGUUUAAGUUUGGAUCUCAGUGUUUUACUAACAUGAAGAAGGGACAGUGCUAGUUUCCCCGUUUGAAGCGAUGGGACUUCACUGCUGCACCUGAAAAGAAAACCAGUCAGUGUUGGCAGACGUGACCUACACCAAAGCAGAGCGUUAAACCCACCCAAAUAAUUUCCACUGAGGAGAGGUAACCCCACUCAGUCUUCUGUUUUAGUUUUAUUAGUAUAAUUAACCCAAAAAUACAGUUACAGUAAUGAAAACAAAUCUUAUGAGAACACGACGCUUUUAAAGAGGUGGUAUUCUGCUCAUUUUCAGGUUCAAAAUCUUAAUUAGCGGUUGUACCAGAACAGGUUUACAUGGUUUCAUUUUCA
Messenger RNA from Micropterus salmoides (largemouth bass), 3836 nucleotides. It is a transcript of the gene gfra2b, whose product is annotated as GDNF family receptor alpha 2b. Gene Ontology annotation, molecular function: signaling receptor activity. Gene Ontology annotation, cellular component: external side of plasma membrane; signaling receptor complex. Bases 673 to 2136 code for a protein of 487 amino acids. The transcript has 10 exons. Gene Ontology annotation, biological process: nervous system development. Lineage: Eukaryota; Metazoa; Chordata; Actinopteri; Centrarchiformes; Centrarchidae. The record is from RefSeq and is a predicted model, not a curated record.